UUGUUUGCUCCUUUUUUGCUGUUGGACGAUGCGUAGGAUAGGCUACGGCUACAUUUUACCCCGUCUAUCCAAUUAGGCCGUGCCCAAACGAGAAUGACUUCAAAGAACGACUAUGUCGCCUGUUACGGCCCUCUCCCUUCAUCCCCCACACCCCAGCACGUCGUCGUCCUCCCUCUCUACCGCCCACCUCCGAGUCUCCGUUGUAUUCGCCGCUACCUCGCCGUCGCCACCGUUCUCUUCCUCCUCUCCCUAGCCGUAUUUCUCCUCUAUCCGUCCGACCCGACCAUCAAACUUGCCCGAGUCCGGCUCAACCAUGUCCGAGUCAAAUCGUCCCAUGGACUCUCCCUCGACCUAUCGUUCUCUCUAACCAUCAAGGUCUACAACCGGGACUUCUUCUCCUUGGACUACAAUUCCCUGGUUGUCUCGGUCGGCUACCGAGGGAGGGAGCUAGGGUUUGUUAGCUCCCAGGGAGGGCGCGUCAGGGCCAGAGCUUCGUCUUACGUGAACGCCACGCUCGAUCUCAAUGGGUACGAGGUCAUUCACGACGCGUUUUACUUGAUCGAAGAUUUGGCCAGGGGUGUAAUUCCUUUUGAUACUGAUACGGAAGUGAACGGAGUAUUAGGCCUCUUCUUCUUCCAAAUUCCUCUCAAGGCAAGGGUAUCUUGCGAGGUGUAUGUAAAUUCAAACAACCAGACAAUCGUCCGCCAAGAUUGCUACCCUGAGCAAGGAAGUGGAUUUAAUCUGGUUUUGAAUAUAAUCUGGUUUUGCCCUGUGCACUGAGUGGAGAUUAAGCAAGCGACAAGAUGAACUAUGAUGGGUAGUCCAACUCGUACUAGUGCAAUGCUGUUCCUUGAAUUGAUUUGGAUGAUUUAUCUUGUUUUGUUUUAUUUUAGUUUUUUUAUCCCCUAGGAUUAGUCGGGACUUUGUUCCAAACGCCUGUUGCUGAUAAAAAGUUUUUAGUUCUGUUACAUUGUUCCUAGUUUUGUUGCAAAUCAACAAUGAAAUAAAUGCUCUGAAGCAUUAAGGUUUU
Carya illinoinensis is the source of this 1030-nucleotide messenger RNA. RefSeq lists its product as uncharacterized. Bases 94 to 780 code for a protein of 228 amino acids. The transcript is spliced from 3 exons. The record is from RefSeq and is a predicted model, not a curated record. Gene Ontology annotation, cellular component: plasma membrane. Lineage: Eukaryota; Viridiplantae; Streptophyta; Magnoliopsida; Fagales; Juglandaceae.